Molecule: messenger RNA, 4698 nt
Organism: Microbotryum saponariae
Lineage: Eukaryota; Fungi; Basidiomycota; Microbotryomycetes; Microbotryales; Microbotryaceae
Source: the annotation of a GenBank genome assembly
AUGACCACGACACCACCCCUCGCGACGGGUGCCAACCCUCCGAUUCCCGCCGAACAGCUCGCCGCACUUACAUCGCUGCUGUCGGGUCUCACCGCUGCCGCUUCCGGCACUGCCACACCCGCCACGACGUCCGGCACCACUCGCACUGCCUUUCCAAAGCACGCACGCUUGGAUGGUGCGAAGACCUUCGCGAACUGGACACGCCAACUUCGCCUGUGCCUAGCGGACGACAUCCGCUCGUACGUCCUCGACGGUAUCGCACCCGACGACUGGACACCUUCGCAACGCUCCGCUCGCGACGCCGUCGCUCGUGAGGUCCUUGCGAAUUCGAUUGACUCGGCCGAAGUCUCGGCAGUCCUCGACAAAAUCCCUACCGCCGACCUGACAGCGCCGACAAUCUACUCGACGCUGAAAUCGCGGUACGCCCCUGACGACGCCACCCGCACGCUCGAGCUCUUCUCACGACUCUGGGGUUUCCGUCCCAUGCCCGGCACGGUUGCCGAAUUCGACGGGUGGAUCAUGGACUUCAAAGCCGUUGCGCAAGAGAUCAUCGACACAAAGACAACUAUCAAUGAUGUUCUCGCCACACUCCUCCUUGCAAUCGCCCACCCGUCCCUCGAGAGCUUCAAGGCGUCGUUCACCGAUGAACAGCGCACGCAACGAACUCUCCCCGACAUUGAUUCGCUUGCCGACCGUAUGCGAGUCCAACUUCGGUCAACGAACAUCCCCAGCACUCAAUCGGCCCUUCUUGCCUCGUCGUCGUCACGUUCUACUCGUCUCAAGUGUCUCGCCUGUCGCAGCCCUUCGCACCGAGUCGCGGAGUGCCCUACGAGGGCGCAACACCCGCCGCCAGGACCCUGUCGCUCCUGCAAGAAGAAGGAUCACUGGUCUCUCGACUGCAAGAAGGCGCUCGAGGACGGCAAAAAGCCCGACACCGCUGACUCGACCGUCGACUCGCAACACCAUGUCGGAUGUCUCGCCACCGGUCUUCUCGCUCGUCGUCGCCAGCUUCGCAACCACUCUUUUGUCGUCGACUCGGGCGCCACUUCGCACAUGGUCUCGGACAAGUCGCUGUUCACGACCUAUCGCCAUAUCGCUCCUACGAAGAUUGGUGGUAUUGCAGGGGGCAUCAACGCCAUCGGAACGGGAAACAUCGCCUUCAUUGCCGCCUCGGGUCAUCCGAUCACGCUUACCGGCGUGCUGCACACUCCGGGCCUGUUUGUCAAUCUUCUCUCGGUCUCUCGACUUUGCGACACCGACGAUGUCCGUGUCGCCUUCACAAAACACGGCAUCCACAUUGACAAGGACGGCAACGACAUCGCUGAAGGCGCACGACUCGACGAAGGGCUCUACUUGCUGGACGCUGAUCAUUCCAAAUGUCAGCACCUUGCUCUCCUUUCUCGCUCACAGUCGUCCGUGCCCCUGCUGACUCUCCAUCGCUGCCUCGGCCAUCUCGCACCGUCCUCCAUACAGAAGAUGGUUGCCGCUGGUUUGCUGGAGGGUCUCAGGGCCGGAUAUAGUGACGAAGAGGUAGAGAAGUUUGUCUGCAAUGCUUGCCUCAGCGCAAAGGGCCAUCGUCUUCCCUUUCCCGAUUCGGAUUCGCACUCCUCAGAGAGACUCGGCCUUGUACACAGCGAUGUGCUUUCCUUCCCCGAGCGGUCCUUGACUGGCAAACGUUACCUGGUCACAUUCCUUGACGAUUACUCGCGCAAACUCUGGGCCUACGCAAUCGGACACAAAAGCGAAGUCUUCGGCAUAUUCAAAACUUGGCUAGCCGAGGUUGAACUCGAGACGGGUGCGACGCUGAAGGUCCUCCGAACCGACAACGGUGGCGAAUACUGUUCGAGAGCGUUCACAGAGUUCUGCAAGACACGAGGCACCCGUCGACAAUACUCUAUCCCACGCACGCCUCAACAGAACGGUCGUGCAGAGCGGGUCAAUCGUUCCAUUGUCGAAGGCGUCCUUGCCCUCCUUGUCGACGCCCACCUACCCAAGACAUUCUGGGAGGAGGCUGCAGCUUAUUUCGUUUACUGCAAGAACCUGUGUCAACACGCGGCCCUGGACAAGGCAACACCAAACUCCGUCUGGCAGGGUGACCACACCACUGCCUCGGCGCUUCACCCGUUCGGCUGUACAGCUUGGCUUACGGUCGCGCCCGAACUUCGCUCCAAACUCGACCCGAAGGCGGUUCGCGUUUUUUUCACCGGCUACGACCUGGCUUCAAAAGCCUUUCGCUUCUACGACACUACAACACAGAAGAUUAUACUUGGCAGAAAUGCCACGUUCCUCGACACUGAAUUCCCCGGAUUACAUGGCGACCCCACUGAGCAAGACGGCGACACGCACUUCGCCAGCGCUCCCACCACCGAAUCUCAAACCGUUGUCAAGACAUGGACCCCACUAGUAAGGUCGGCGCACAUGGACGUCUCAUCCCCCCUUGAUGAUUCUGCCAUGAGCGCCGUUGACGUGGCCCCAGGGUACACUGGCGGAACCUUACUUAACUUCACAGAUGCCGAAUCGUCCUCGUCACCGUCGCCUGCGUCGCCCUCAUCACCGUCGUCUGCGCCAUCGCCUGCACUUUCACCAUCGUCGGCUGCGUCAUCGUCACCCUCGGCCUUACCGACCGACUCUGAAGACUCCGCCGAUCCCCUCGACCUCCUCGGCUCACAGCCCCAGGUUCGCCUCGAUCUACAGGACGUGCACCACCCAGACUUCAGCACGUACCGCGAGCCCGCAUCGGCUGAGGAGUCGCCCGACGAACUCGACCUCAUUGGGCGCCACUCUCGCGACGAAUCUCCGGACGAAAUCGAUUUCCUCACCCGACACCACCGCGCCUUCAUCGCCAUCGACGACGACACCUCUGACACAGAGGCAAUUCAGCCAGUCAAGUCCAUCACGAGCGACCCACAGACCUGGCGCGAGGCGAUGUCUAGCGACAAGCGUGAAGUAUGGGCCAAAGCCGCCACCGACGAGUUCACCUCCAUGCGCGACGACUUCAAGGUCUUCACCAUCGAGGACCGAGCCACGGUGCCCGCGGGUGCGACUAUCGUUACAUCCAAGUUCGUCUGGAAAACGAAACGGAACGCACUCGGCGAAGUCACUGGACACAAGGCAAGGCUGGUCGCGCAAGGCAAUCGGCAACGCGACGGCAUCGACUUCAACGAAACGUUCGCACCGGUCGCACGCUUCUCCUCGAUACGCUCACUCCUCGCGCUGGCGGCCGCCAACGGCUUGCACGUGCACCAGGCGGACAUCGACAAAGCAUAUCUGCAUGGCGACCUUGACCACGACAUCUGGAUGACGGCACCGCGCGGCUUCGACCUUCCCAGCGACAAGGUGCUUCGCCUGCGACGCUCCAUCUACGGGCUCAAACAGGCUGGCCGAAUCUGGAAUCGACACAUCGACGCUUCGCUUCGGGCCCUCGGUUACACGGCGACGGGCACCGACCACUGCGUAUACUCUUGGCUCGAUGAUCGUCAAUGUCCACACUACAUCGCACUGUACGUCGACGACCUCCUGAUGAUCAGCCCGGAACUGGCCGAAAUCGAACGUGUCAUCUCAGGCCUGGACCAACGCUACGGAGUCAAGCGCCUCGGCCCGGCCGAGUAUAUCCUCGGCAUCCAGAUCAGGCGGUUCGACGACGGCUCUAUCGCCCUAUCCCAGGAACGGUACAUCAUGGACGUGCUCGCUCGGUUCCACUUCGACACCACGACUCGCGGCACUACAGUUCCGAUGACUCCCGGCCUUUCGCUCACUGCUAUCCCGGGUCAAGGCACCGAACGGAUCAGGUCAUGGUAUCUGCAGGCUAUCGGCUCGCUCCUCUACAUUUCGCUCGGUACCCGCCCUGACAUCGCCUUCGCCGUGUCCUACCUGGCCCGCUUCGCCAACAACCCCGGUCGUCGUCAUUGGAUUGCGGUCAAGCACAUCCUACGCUAUCUCCGGGCCACGUAUCGCAACGAACUCGUGUAUGCUCGCGGCCAGGCUCGCAUCACGGGUGUGGUAGGCUACUCCGACGCGAACUGGGGGGCCUGCAUCGACACAUCGGUGUCCACCAUGGGCUACGUCUUCUACAUCGCUGGCUCGGCCGUGUCCUGGUCGUCCAAACGCCAGUCUCGAGUUGCCGAUUCGACCACCGACGCUGAAUACCUCGCCCUCUCGCAUGCUGGCAAGGAAGGGAUUUACCUCAGUCAGCUGCUCGAAGAGCUCCAUGUACAACCUGUUGCACCGGCUCACAUCUUUACUGACAACGAAGCCGCUGCUGCAGUUGCUCACGAUCCUGUCCGCGUCUCUGGCACUCGGCACAUACGCUUGCGUGAGCACUUCGUUCGGGACAUGGUGAAUCGGGGCGACAUCUCUCUCUCGCAUGUGGGUACCAGCGACAUGGUGGCCGACAUCUUCACCAAGGCUCUCGGCCCAAAGGUCUUCUCAACGCACUGCUACGCCCUCGGCCUUCGCACUCGACACCCGCGGCUUGGGUCUGCCUCGCAUUCGCGUGGGGGGGGGUGUGAAGAGUCCACUCUCAGCUCGACAGGGGCGCCUCGGUCGUUGCGCGCACUUGCUAGCCCGCCCCCGGCGGUGGGGACUUAGACGCGCGCGACUGCCUCAGCGCGCCAGCGCCGGCGGAUUCAUGCGCGCGCCCGCUAGCCCGCCCCCUUGCGGUGGGGACUUAGGCGCGCCGGCGAUUUCACCCGCGGCUGA